This is a messenger RNA of Pantherophis guttatus, 2703 nucleotides long. It is a transcript of the gene R3HCC1, whose product is annotated as R3H domain and coiled-coil containing 1. The record is from RefSeq and is a predicted model, not a curated record. Gene Ontology annotation, molecular function: nucleic acid binding. Lineage: Eukaryota; Metazoa; Chordata; Lepidosauria; Squamata; Colubridae.
GCUGGCUUUGCCACGAUGGCGCGGUUCCCACGGGUCCCCUCUCCAAAUCCCCGCCUGGCUUGGCUUGGCUUUGGCGGGGGAGAAAAAGAAGGAGGAGGAGAAGAAGUGAUCCCCGCAGUGGCUUCUUCGGAGGGCUACCACCCCACUGUCACCCUGGCGCUGCGUUGUUUGGACGGCGUGUUCCUUUCUCCUAUGGAGAAUGACUUUGUCGACAAAAUCAUGGAGGAACUGGACCACUUCCUGCUACAGAACCAGCUGGAAAAAGUCCUCUUAUUUCCUCCUCUAUCUAGUCGCCUGAGAUACUUGAUCCACCGAACCGUUGAUGACGUUGAGCUCCUGAGCAGCUUUUCUGUUGGAGAAGGAUGGAGGAGAAGGACAGUGGUCUGUCAUGCAGCAGUCAGGUUGCCGGAUGAACCAGAUUGCCCCAAUGGUGCUGUUGAAACUUCUCACUUCAACCACCCUCCCCAUGCCAGAAGCAGAGGGAGCCGAUCCAGAGGAGGACCACGGCAGAUGGAAGCCUUGGCCAACAGUACCCAAACCCGAAGAGGAAAUGGCCGGGCUAGAAGGCAGCCCCCCAAAAAGCCAGACAGAGCUCUCUAUGUCCCCAGGGCGAUGAGGAAGAAGCUGGAGGACACGGGACAGGGUAGCUCCCUGGAAGCAUUUGAGAGUGGGUUGCAUUGUAUGAGCACCAACAAAGAGGAAAGUCAAACAUCUGGCAGUGAAAGGAUUCCAGAGGGACACAGGUUAUCCAAGAUGGAAUAUGAAAACACAAAGUCCCAACCCCCACCCAAGCAAAGACAUUCUGAUACGGAGCCUGCCAAUCAAAGUGGCAGAGGUGCUCUGGGCUGCCCAGAUAUGUCUCUUUGGAAGGACGCACCAAGGGCAUCUUACCUGGAGAAGCAAGAGAAUGUGAAGGUGGCCACAUUGGUAUCCAAAAGUAGUCCAAACCUAUCUGAGAUAGACCCCCAAAGCAAAGAUGGCCGAAAUGUUUUUGUCCCAGAAAGCGGUGAAAACUCAGGUCUUCCCGAAGAACUGAUGGAGACUUUCGUUGAUGCUCUUUCAAAACUAAGUGGACAUUCGACUUCGCCUGAAGGCCAGAAGUUCACAGCUCCAGAGGUCCAAAAGUUGAGCACAAAGCCACUCUUUCUUGGAGAUUUGGAUAAAAGCAGCCAGGAUUCCAUUCUGUUAGAAAGCGACACAUUCCCGUCCCUUCCUGGAAACGGUGGGACGGACGCUUCAAAUGCUUUUCUGUUGAAAUCUAGUCAGGACUUACCCCUCUUUGAAAAUGACCACAGGACAUGUCUAUGUGCCGAUGGAGGAGAGGAGUGCAAACUUCUCCCAGAACUGGGAACGAGGACUGUAGAGUCCUCCAAGGACUACAGUGAGUUGCCAGCGGAAACCCAACCUCAAGAUUGCACCGUUGACCUUCCGUUGGAGUGUGGCCAAACCCAGCCAUCUGGACUCAUUAAGGAGGACUUCUUGAGGUGGGACAGUUGCAAAACCCCAUCUCGGCUCAAUCCUCAAGCUGAACCCUACUUGCACACCUCUAUCCCCAGUCCCCACAAAGCCAAGCUACACUUUGAAAGCCAGAAGAAAGAGUCGGUAGGCCUGGAGGGACAUCAGUGGCCGGGGGUCGAGCUGUCUGCUGGGGAUAGGAGCACCGGAGUUUCUUCGGCGGAAGGGAAGAGCAGCAUAUUCGAAGACGAUUGUGGGACGGAACUCUUGCAAGAGAUCACAAAUUAUUUGACCAUAAAAGACAUAAGCAUUGAGAAGAUUCAGUUUGAUUAUUCCAGCUAUGGGGAGGCACAGAUCAACGAAGGAGAUUUUGGCCACGUGCUAGAGAUCUAUGAUUUUUCCCCAUUGCUAAAAACAGAACAUCUUAUGGAGGCCUUUGCAGAUUUCCAAGAGAGUGGAUUUAAGUUGCAAUGGGUUGAUGACACUCAUGCCCUCGGGAUCUUUUCCAGUUUGGCAGCAGCAUCUCAAGCCCUGGAGCAGAACUAUACCUCCGUCAAAAUCCGGCCUCUGAUCCAUGGAACGAGACAGUCGAAAAUUAAGGCACUUCAGCGUCCAAAGCUCCUUCAGCUGGCUAAAGAAAGACCCCCAACAGAUACAGCAGUAGCCCGACGACUAGUAACCAGAGCCUUAGGAUUACAGCGCAAAUAUCAGCAGAAUUCAGGCUGCCAAGGAUUGGAAUCGGCAACCACCAACCUGCCAGAUUAAAACCAGAGUGGUUUGAAGUGACUUUGGGGUGGCAUUAAAACAAUGUAUACAACUGUGUGAUGAUGGCGGGUCUCAUCUGUUCUUUUUUUUUUUUUUUUUUUGGGUUGCGUUGGUGUUAUUGUUGUUGUUGUUUUGAAGUAACGACAGGCCGGUGGCAAUAAUCACAACUUGAUGUGUGUUGGAACUGGAAAAUUCCCAAGUUGGUUUGGGAAGUUAAUCCGUGGGAAUUGAUGAAUGGGACGGAGGCCGAUCCGGGAAGGCUCCACAGGAGGGCACUGUAGCCUAAGAGAAGAGCUUCGUCCGCCAACUCAAAGGAUUUGCCAGAAAUACCUUGAUUGAACACCUUUGUUAGCAUGGAAGUGAUAGGACCGAUUAGUUUCUGAAACCUGUUUUUUUUAAACCGCUCUGCAAAAAGUUGGCUGCAACUAGCAUCUCAUUGCCGUCAACGAGACAGAAUUAAAAUUCUUUCAAACUGGUAUCAAA